CAAAUAUGGCCAGAAAUGAGGAGAAGCAGCAUGGCAGACUCAACAGGCUCUGGCUUCAGAAGGAGAAGGAGGAGGGUCAUCUCAAGGAAGUUUACAGUAAAAGACCUAGGUUGUCUGCCUUACAUAAGGCUUCGGAUGUCAAGAAAUGGAUCCCCAGCAUUAAAAAUGAGAUAGAAUACUACUUAGAGCAGAGCCAGCUGACACACUAUUCUGACAGAAAAAUACAAGAAUUUCAAGAAAAAAUUGAAUCACUGAAAAAGGAGUAUCAGAGUUUUCUGUGGAAGCUGCGCAGGUUGGAUCCCACUUGCAAAGACCACCCCUGGAAGCAAAGAGGCUACAGCAGGAAGAGGACUGCAGACGGAAGUGCGUCAGACUCCGGGGAACAUGGUGGGACCAGGUUGCUGUGUACUCCGAUCCUCGAUAGUGUAAAGAAUGAUGUUAGUGACUCAGAGGAGGACACUUGCUGUGUUGGAGAAGACAAAGACCCAACAUCAGGUUGCACAAAUGUUCAUCUGCAAGUACAGGAUAAACCUCUUGAAUUUAACAUUAAAAAAUCUCGCCCUAAAGAUCUUUGGCUCAGGUCAUCCUAUAAUUCUAGUGAAAGCUGUACAAACAGAUUAAAAGAGAUUCUCUUGUCACAUCAUCAGGAUCAACAAGGACACACAAUGUCUGCAGAAAGGCAAGAGAGUCGGACUGAAGCAUCUUCCAGUAACACAGUGAAAGGGAUCCUAGGAUUAGACUGUUAUUCUUCCUCUGACGAAGAUAACUAACAGACUAUGUGCUUAACCCAUGUCUAAUCUAAGGCCAAAAUGCUUUUUAUCUGGCCCUUCAUGUUCCAAACUGAGUACUGGGAGGAUUUUUAUUUAUUUAGCAAAUUAAUGAUGUGAAUAUAUAGGAAGUAGAAAAUUAUCUAGACCCUGUGUGCUUUUUCCCAUGGCUAUAACAUUUUGCCAGCAGAUAUUGACCUUGUGCAAGCCAAACCAAUGACAUAUCUAGCUAUAGUACUGCUCAUUGAAAGGGUGGAAAAGUUGAAAUUAAACAUUCACAAUUCAGAUAGAGCAUUCAAUUGUAAUCAACUUUCCAAUUUAUUUCUCUAUGAAACAAGGAAAAUACUUGCUUGACGUGCAAGUUUGGUGCACAACCUUUUCAGAUGCAAUCAAACAAAGUUCCAGAAACCUACAGAUUGAGUAGUCACAGAAAGGGGGUUAGGAAUAAGCCAGUGGCAUGAAUGUGUAUUCAGAUUUGAGAAGUGAAAAGCUAACAGGGUAGGAUGGGAUAGAAAGUGGAGGCACCUUGUAAACACCCGUGCCUUAAAGUGAGUUAUCCCAGAUUAACAAUUCUGUCAAACAAACUAUAAUGUUGAUAGUGCCAUAUGUACAAUAAAUCAAAGAAAAAAAUUAUUAAAAAAAUAUCUGAAUGCUUAUUUUACCCUUAAACCAUUUAGAUAUUUAUUUUCCUACCUAGUAACAAUUUGAAGGACAUAAGGUACAAGCAAACAAUAGUCAUUUAGGUUUAUUUGUAUUUAAUCACAAAAUCAAUAUAUACAUAUUUAUUUAAUAGUCAACUUUGUGGUCAUAAUACAAUAUGAAACUAGAGGAAAAUGAGAAAUAAUUUAAUCGGUUUAAUUUCACAAACUGAAUAAUGUAACUUGUCCUUGGGCGUUAAUGAGACUCAUGUUAUGAGAUACAUUAUCUCCCUUGCUUCAUGACGUGUGCUUAGCUGCUAGGAAUUAAAGGGACAUUAAAAUGUUUGACAUAAUGAUGUAUUCAAAGCAAAGAUUAAACUGCAAAUAACAUGCAGAUCUGUUUUAAAUUAUAGUCGUUAUAGAAAUAUUUCAAAAUAAAUAUAAAGUUUUGAAAGGGGUACUGCCAUAUUGUAACUAAGUUAUCCUACGGAGGUCAAUUAGGGACAAUUAUAAAUGUUCUGAAAAGUAACAGUCUCAAAUGGUUUAGUGUCCCUUUAAAACAUUGUCAUGAAGUACAACUGUACAUUCCUCACGUUGAUCUAUUUAUUCAAAACUUAAAAUAGUUUAUUGUAAAAUAUGACCCCUGCUUUGUGUUUUUUAGUUAUAAAAUGAUUGGAACUGUUAACGUUGCUCUCAUCUUAAAAUAACCAUGAAAUAAAACUAUAUUUAAUACAAUUCCCUAAAGAAAUAAAAGGUCCUGUAGGAGACAAAGUGUGUAAGUAAUUAGCGGCCUUUUUAAUGAGGGCCAUUCAUACAGUUUAGGUUUUGUAUUUCUUGUGCAAACGUGACCAUUUAUUCUCCCGCAGGGAUCUGAAUAAGGAUUUAUUUUCAGUCUUUAACACAAUAUCUCCACGGAUGCAGAAGGAGUGCUUAGUUUUUUUGCUGGUCAAUGUUUUCAGGUACAGGACUAAUACUGGCUCUGUCAAAAGUCAUUUUCUGCUCUUCCUGUUCCACCUCUGUGUCCUUUGCACAUUUAAAGGUGCUGUGAAAAAGAUGCUCAAUUUGGCUCAGGAAUUCCUCAGCAACAAUGGGACAGGCUGCUCUCAAUAAAGUCUUCUCCAAACAGGUCAAGAGCUGUUGCAAAAAAAAAAGUCAAAUGAAUGAAUUAAUAAGCCGGUAGCAUAGGCUACAUUUAUAAACUGUACUUUUUUGUGUGCAUUGCAUUUGUGUAGUGCUGUUAAAUGUUUGUUGAAAGGAAAACAUCCCCUAAUAUUAAUUAAGCCUUGCACUGGUGUAGGCACUAACACGACAUCUAAACAUAAUAGCACCACCUGCUGCUUGUCAUUGGUAAUUACAUUACUGGAACGUUGCUUAGCUUCAAAAUGUGCGACUGAAAAGCCAUGUUACAGCAAUUUCACUAAACCAUACGUGUGCACUUCAUUGUGUCUUUGCUGCACUGUAUCUGAAACAUUGCUGCUUUAUCAAGUUCGGUUUGCCGGGAAUUCUAUGUCUUGUGUACAACAAAACCCAUAGGUGAUAUUUGUCAUGUGACUCCCCACACAUUUUGUUAUAUAUUAUUGUGCGAUAAUGCAUUACUUUGUACCAUCUGUUCCUUUAUCUGAAUGUUCAAAUGUAAUAUGUCCCUAAUAAACUCAAACAUCUUUUUGAAGGGGUGUAUUAUUGGACUGCAGAAAAACAAUGCUAAUUUUGUUAAAUAAAAUGUUUUGCGUACCACACGGGUUGUUUGUAAUGCUGCACAUAUAGCUAAAUAAAUACUAUGCGUAUAUAA
This is a messenger RNA of Bombina bombina (fire-bellied toad), 3194 nucleotides long. RefSeq lists its product as uncharacterized. Bases 6 to 770 code for a protein of 254 amino acids. NCBI's taxonomy places the organism in Eukaryota, Metazoa, Chordata, Amphibia, Anura, Bombinatoridae. The transcript has 5 exons. The record is from RefSeq and is a predicted model, not a curated record. Gene Ontology annotation, biological process: generation of catalytic spliceosome for second transesterification step.